AUGGUGUCUCUGCUGCAGCAGCAGCAGCAGCAGCAGCAGCAGCAGCCGCAGCAGCGGCUGCAGCAGCAUCAUCUGCUGCUGCAGCAGCAGCUUCUGGCUGCCGUUGCUUCUCAGCUUGAAGGGGGAACAGCAACAGCAGCAGCAGAGCCUUCUGGUGGGGGCCCCCAGGGGGCCCCCCGCCGAAGGCAUUUGCUGCUCUCUUCUUCUCUUUCUGCUGCAGAUGCAGCAGCAGCUCGCACCUGCUGGUCUGCUAUUGUCUCUGCUCUAACAUCAAAGGCUGCUGCUGCUGAAGCCGCAGCAGCAGAGCAGCAACCACUCACAGCAGCAAUUCAUGUUACGUUGCAGUGUCUUCGUAGGUCCCUGGAUGAGCUGCAGCAGCAGCAGCAGCAGCAACAGCAGCAGCAGCAGGGGCCUGAAGAUGCAGAAGCGGAUAAGGGGCCCCUGGUGGGCCCCCCUAUGUUUGUUGUGGGAAUGAGUGUGUUGCUGGAGCUGCUGCUUGCUGCAGCAGCAAAGGCCGAGUUGCUGCAGGGAGGCGAGCAGCAGCAGAUGCUUUUAACUCAGCUGCUGCCGCUGCUUCAAGGUGCUGCUGCACUCCCAGCAGCACCUGAGAGGGCUGCUCUUUCGCUGCUGCAGUGCUUGCGGGCUUGUGGGGGCCUCACCACCAGCAACAGCAGCAGCAGCAGCAGUGGCGACACCAGCAGUAGCAGCAGCAGCAGCAGCAAAAGCAGCAGCAAGCGCCCCGUGGUCUUAUCUCGCAGCUGCUUUGAGGUGCUGCUGCGUGCAGCAGUGGAGGGGAGUCGGGUAGCAGUGCAUGCAGCAGCAAAGCGCUUGCUGCUGCAGUUUCUGUCUCGCCUCUGUGUUCAGCUGCAGCAGGAAGAGGAGACAACAGCAGCAGCAGCAGCAGCAGCAGCAGCUGGGCUUGGCGCCCUUACUUCUGCCUUAUUAAGGGCCCUCAAAGAGCAGCAGUUGGAGCAGCAGCAGCAGACGCUGCAGCACAACAGCAAAGAGUACCGAAUGCUGAUGCUGCUGCAGCGAGUGCUGCCUCAGCUGCUCACCGCCAUCGGUCGCCGUCUAGAUGCUCUUCAGAUGCAGCAACAGCAGCAGCAGCAGCAGCAGCAGAAGCAAGAGUUGCUGAAGCAGAAGGAGAGGGCUGAGGGUCUCUGUCUCCUUUUGCUGCGCAGAGGCCCCAAGGGGGCCCCCCUUCCCGAGUGCCUGGAGACAAUGGGAGUGAUUCUAAAGGAGCUGCUGCAGCAGCGGCGCGUGCUGCUGCAGCAGCAGCAGCAGCAGUUGCUGCUAAGCGACCAGCAGCAGCAGCAGCAGCAGCGGCUUGCUGCUGGCGGCUCCUCUCUAUCAAUUGCUUCUCAGCUAUUACCCUCUCUCUUAUUAAAGAAGAAUUUUAUGUGCAGCAGCAGCAACACAGGGCCACGGGAGGUUGCUGCCUGGUGUUCUGCUGCAGCUGCUGCUGUCUCAGCCGUCAUGAUGUGGGCUAGUGAGCAGCAGCAGCAGCAGCAGCAGCAGCAAGAGGGUGACGGCGCAGCAGCAGCAGCACCAGCAGCAGCAGCAGCAGCAAAGCCAACCGAUGCAGCGGAGGAGCAGCUGCUGAGUCUGAUGGAUAAACUCAGCUUAGAGGGCCCCCAAAAACAGCAGCAGCAGCAGCAGCAGCAGCAGCAGCAACCUAAGGACAGGAUGAGUGUCUGCUUGUCGCUGGUGCAGCGGUUUUUAUCUUCUUUAACGACCAUACUAAAUAAAACUGCAGACCCCACAGCACAUUCUGCAGUAAUAAAAGCUGCUAGGUGGCUUGUGGCUCAGCAGCAAAUAACCGGGGUGCCGAUACACCAGGCAAUGGCGUCUUUCCUGAAGAGCUUGCUGCAUUACCGCCACAAGACCCGCUGGCCCGAAGCAUUUAAAUUGUGCGCAGAUGAAUUUGCAGCAGUGGAGGUGUCUGCAUUUAGGGCGGCUUUAGAUGGGCCCAGCCCCUGCGCACUGAGUGCCUCGGGGGACGUAAGCACCUUGGGCGCCUGUCUAGACGAUUAUUUAUCUCCCGUUUUUCUGUCGUUUCUCCCCAUCAUUUCUUCUCUUUGGGAUUUGCUGCUGGCAGCAGAAGGCAUGCAGCAGCAGCAGCAGCAGCAGCAGCAGAGCGGCGCUGCAGGCAAACCCUCAACUGCCUUCCUCAAAGCGAGACAGCAGGAACUCCGCUUGCCUCAGCUGGAGUUUGCGUUGGGGACGGCGCUGCGGGUGUUUGGGUGUCUGAGGGUUUUACACGCAGAGGGUGAAGGCAUGAAGCUGUCUCUGUCUCUUGCUGCUGAUGCUGCUGUCUCCUUUGAUGAUUUUGUUGUAGAGAGCAGAGUCGCGCUGCUGCCGCUGCUGCGGCGCUUCGUUUGCAGGGACCGAUUGGAGUUCUUCCUUAGGGAGAUACUACCAGCCGCUGCAGCAGUGCAGAAGCGUGCAGAAGCUGCUGCUGCUGCAGGGCAUACAAUGGAGAGCAGAGAAUGGUCUGGGGUGUAUAGGCAGCUUUGGGGUUUGCUUCCCUCAUUCGCCACGCAGCCGCUAGACUUGUCGCGGUGUAUCUCCAAGGAGACACUUCAGCCUAACAGCAGCAGCAAGGGGGGCCCCCAGGGGGCCCCACAAGGGGGGCCCCCCGAGGGUUUGCUGCUGCUGCCUCGAGUUCUUGAACUGCUGCAUGAUGCCUCUUUAAGAGAUGCUGCAUGCGCAGCUAUUGUUGCAAUGGCGAAGUCUGCGAUGCCUCCAAGUGUACGGACACCUGAGUUGCUGCAGCAGCAGCAGCAGCAGCAGCAGCAGGGGUUGAGCAUGGGGGAAGAGACAGCAGCAGGAAAGGCGGCGUCUGCUGCAGCAGGACCUGGGGUGCUGCUGUUUUUGCGGCGAUUAGCCAAUGCCGUUGCUGCUGCUGCUGCAGGGGACGGGGCUGCUGCUGGAGUGAAAGCAGCAGCAGCAGCAGCAGCUUAUGCUGCACGCUCUUGCAGCCUCACUGACAGCAGUCUGCUUCCUGCUGCAGUUAUUGCAGCAGCAACAGCAGACAGCAACAGAAGAGCUCUUGCUGCCUUCUCAGAGGAGACACUUAGCUUCGUUACUGUGCGGUAUUUGCUGCUGCACAAGGACACAGCAGCAGCAGCAGCAGCAACAGAAGGCGCAGCAGCAGCACGGCCAGCUGAGGCAGCAUUUGCUGCUCUUACGGAAUCAGCAAAGGCUAAAGCAGCGCAGCAGCUGCUGCAGACAAUUCAGGCCUUUGCUCCUCUCUGUCCUCGGCCUUUGAUGGAGACGAACGCAGAGAGAUUUGCUGGUGCUCUCUCUGCAUGCAUUUCUUCUGUCUCCUCUGCCUCUGGGGCUGCCCCUCUUGCCCCUAAAGAAUGCGGCGCCCUUCUUGAUGUUUGCAACGCCCUCAGGCCCUUCACUGCUCCAGAUAUAGGCGCGAAGCUUUUCAAUACUUUGUUGUCGCUGCUGCGCCGCUGCAGCGCAGCGGUGAGCACCAUCAGCAGCAGCAGCAGCAGCAGCAGCAAGGCGUUGCUGCGUACGCUGCAGCGGAAGACGUACAUGUCCUUAAAGCAUGCCUUAGAAGACACUGGGGAGCAUGAGGGGUUUGUUGCUGGCGUGGCGGAGCUUAUGGAGGUGUGGAGGACCCUUAAGGAGUGCCGGGAGACAGCAGCAGCAGCAGCAGCAGCAGCAGAUCAGAAGCAAAGGCUCAGCUGUCUCCUAGCUCUGCUGCAAGCCUUCGAGAGACGCCGAGAAGAAUUCGAACCGUCCAAGUGGGAAGCCAUACUGCAGGAGUUGCUGCCAGCAGCAGUCCCUGAGGUGCUGCUGUCUCUGCAAGAUAUAAACAAAAAAAACAGAGACACUGCAGCAGAGGCCCUCAGCACGCUCGCUGCUCUCUGCGGAGGAAAUCAACUCCACAUGUCUGCGCUGGUGACGUACGUGGGUGCUGGCUUCGGAGGCCUUACACCAGAGACAGCGGGGGGGCCCCAAGGGGCCCCGGGGGCCCCUCCUCUUCUAAAGUCUGCUGCUGCUCUUGCCUUAGGGAGGCUCUUUGACCUUUACUGCGGGGAGAUACCCCAUAAACAAGUGCAAGAGUGGGCGGAGGUGGGUUUGCUGCUCCUCAAGGACCACAACAAGCUUGCCUUCACCGCCGGCAUUCAACUUGCAAAGGCGUGCAUUCGUGCUGGAGACAUGGAUGAUAUCAAAGGAUGGAUGCCGUUAAUAUUGGCGGCCUUGAGCAACCCAAACGCUCCCAAGGCUCGCAUGAAGAUUCGUCACUUGAUAGAGAAGCUAUGUAAAGUGAUGGGAGAAGAGGCUAUGGAGAAGGCAAUGCCUGAGGAGCAUCUUCCUCUCUUGCGACAUUUGCUUCGUUCUGAGAGACGGCGGACCAUUCGCAGGCUCAUCCAUAAAACCCUAAAGGGAGCUGAGGAGUCUGCUGAAGAGAGCGAUGGGUCCAUUGAGGGCCGCGAGGGCGCAGCAGAGUCGGAGACAGAGGGAGACACAGAAGACGACGAAGAAGAAUAUCAAGAGCGUUCUGUUGCCCCACAAGAGCGCAAGCGAGCGGGAGGAGACGAUCCCAGCCGGGGGAGCGGCGGGGUCGAGGUUGUGGGGUUGAAGUCUUUGCUGGAUGCCUUUGAAGAGGAGAGCGACGAUGAAAGAAAACCAGCAGGCCGUUCUGCUGCUGGAGCAGCAGCAGCUGCAAAGCCCAGCAACAGCAGCAGCAGCAGCAGCAGCAGCAGCAAGGUGACGCUGAGCAGCUUGGCUGCGCGGCGCGCUGCGCUGCGGGAGCAGAGGAAGCAGCAGCGGGGCGGCCACUACACAGAGCGCAGCGGGUUAGAGUUUAAAGCAAAGAAAGCCAAGGGAGACGUAAAGAAGAAGUCUGGAGUAGAUCCUUAUGCCUAUAUCAAACUCAACAGAGGAAUCCUUAAGGAAAAAUACAGAGCUCAGGCUGUCAGGUCCUUGAAGUCUGUGAUGAACAAAGACAAAAAGAGAAGAACCAACAAAGCAGGGAAAAGCCGUACAACACGGCGCUGA
Molecule: messenger RNA, 5022 nt
Organism: Eimeria acervulina
Lineage: Eukaryota; Apicomplexa; Conoidasida; Eucoccidiorida; Eimeriidae
Exons: 19
Coding region: 1-5022 (1673 amino acids)
Source: RefSeq, a predicted model, not a curated record